Linum trigynum is the source of this 995-nucleotide messenger RNA. NCBI's taxonomy places the organism in Eukaryota, Viridiplantae, Streptophyta, Magnoliopsida, Malpighiales, Linaceae. The record is from the annotation of a GenBank genome assembly.
CGUGAAGCCAAAGAAAUCCUUAAGCAAAAGAACCGCUGGGAAAGAGCCCAACCCAUUUACAAACACUCAAUCAAAUUGUUAAAAUAAUACGCCAGAAAUAAUAAAGAAAACAAAAGGCAUCGAGAAAUUAAAGCGAGAGCCGAGAGAACCAACAACACAAAAGCAAAAGCAAAGCAACCAAAUAGAAAUACAAAACCCCCCCCACCAAUGAUUCAAUGGCGGCCGUCGCCGAAUUCCCCGACGAUAACUCCGUCCAUCCCUUAUUACUACCCAGCGCACCGCCCGACCAAAACGCCGCCGUUCACCCGUCCCGCCGCCUAGCCACCACUUCCUUCACAGUCGCCGCCGUCGCAUGUCUGUCCCUCCUCCUCGCAUCUCUCACGGCCUACGCCUUCUGGCCGUCGGAUCCGACGCUGACGAUCGUGCGGCUGCGGCUGACCAAAGUGAAGAUCCACACGGUGCCGUUUCCUAGCGUCGACAUAACGGUGCGGGUGACGGUGGAGGUGCGAAACGUCGACGUUUACUCGGUGGGGCUGACGAGGCUGGACGUGGUGGUGUCCUACAGAGGGAAGAGGCUCGGGGAGGUGACGGCAGCGGGGGAAGGGAUGCCGGCGGUGGUGGUGGGGGCGCUUACGACGUCGUAUUUGGAGGCGGAGAUGGAAGUGAACGGGAUCGGCGUUUUGUCGGACGGGUUGUUGCUGAUGAGGGACUUGAAGAGAGGGAAGGUCCCGUUUGGUACGGUGGCGGAAGUUGGUGGGAGGUUGGGUUUCCUCUCUUCUUUUGGAUUCCCUUUCAAGGCAAAAAUGUCAUGUGAAGUGUUGUUGAACACCCACAACGGAACAAUCGUCCGCCAAGGCUGUAACAUAUGAUCAACUGUGCCUACUGUCUAUCCCAAUUCACUUCCCGGUUCACUUCCAAGUCUUUCAUAUAUUUAUGAUUAUUAAUUAAUUAAUUAAUUAUUAAUUAAUAUAUAAAAAUAUAGGUUGUGAGUUACU